CUCCACGUGCUUUUCCGUUUAGGUUUUACUUUUUCAGACGAUAUGAACGACAGAUUUGACAGAUUUUAGAGUUUGCGUAGAUACUUUACCACGAUGCAAGUUUCUUGUCCGAACAAUGUAAAAAUUUACAAUUUGAGUGCUGGAAAAUCUAUUCCAGAGUGGUUAUCGGAACGCAAACGACGAAGCUUAUUAAAAAAGAAUGUUGAUAUACGGCGACGUAUUGAACUUAUCCAGGACUUUGAUAUGCCUGGAAUUAGCACUUCUAUUAAAGUUUCGAAGGAUGGACAAUACAUUUUAGCAACAGGAAUAUAUAAACCACGUGUAAAGUGUUUUGAUGUAAAAAAUUUGUCUUUAAAAUUUGAAAGAUGUUUUGAUUCCGAGGUUGUUACUUUUGAAAUAUUAUCAGAUGAUUAUAGUAAGUUGGUAUUUUUACAUUGCGAUAGAUACAUUGAAUUUCAUGUUGCCCAUGGCAAAUAUUACAGGCUCAGAAUACCACGUUUUGGAAGAGACAUAAAAUAUCAUUAUCCAUCUUGUGAUCUGUUCUUAGUGGGAGAUAGUAAUGAGAUUUAUAGAUUAAAUCUUGAGAGAGGACAAUUUUUGCAGUCUUUCAUAACGGAAUCAACAUCAAUAAAUAAGUGUGAAAUAAAUCCAGUACAUAAUCUUCUAGCUGUUGGAACGCAAGAAGGUAAAGUUGAAGCAUGGGAUCCUCGAACGAGAAGUAAAGUGGGUACCUUAGACUGUGCUUUGUACUGUGUUGGACAAGACAAUAAGAUAGUGGCAGUUCCAGCAAUUACUAGUUUAAAAUUUCAAGGAGGUCUGACAUUUGGCGUGGGUACAUCAACUGGACAGAUACUGUUAUAUGAUAUUCGCUCUAGCAAACCUUUCUUGGUGAAAGAUCAUAUGUAUGGAUUGCCGAUCAAAAAUAUAGAGUUCCAUCAGAAAAUGGACAUGGUUUAUUCUAUGGAUAGUUCUAUUGUGAAAAUAUGGGAGAGAAAUAACGGUAAAUUGUAUACAUCCGUAGAAGCUCAAAAUGAUUUUAAUGAUAUGUGCGUUAUACCAAAUACUGGAAUGUUUGUAAUUGCAAAUGAAAAUGCGAAAAUGCAAACUUAUUAUAUCCCCAGUCUUGGGCCGGCUCCAUAUUGGUGUAGCUUUUUAGACAAUCUGACAGAAGAAUUAGAGGAAUUGGAUUAUGAAACAAUUUACGAUGAUUAUAAAUUUGUUACUGAAAAGGAGUUAGAUGAAUUAGGUUUGUCGCAUUUGAAGGGCACUAAACUUCUUAGAGCUUAUAUGCACGGGUAUUUCAUGGAUAUCCGACUGUAUAGAAAGGCGAGAGACGUGAUGAAACCUUUCGAAUUUGAAGAAUAUAAGAAAAAAAGAAUACAGCAGAAAAUACAAGAAACCUGCGGUAGCAGAGUACAGGUUCAAAAAUUACCGAGUGUAAAUAAAGAGCUUGCGUUUAAAUUAAUGGAAGAUGAAACGAAUAUAAAGAAAAAGAAAAAGAGCUCUUCUAAUCUUCUAAAAGACGAUCGUUUUAAAGCACUGUUCAGUAAUCCAGACUUUCAAGUGGAUAAAAACUCGGAAGAGUAUUCGUUGUUAAAUCCCGUUAUUUCUCAGCUUGACAAAAGCAGAGCAAAGAAGUUAAAAGCUAGAAUAGCUGAAGAAGAGGCACAACAGAAAAUGGAGAUUGAUCGUGAGGACGAUGAAAACCAAGACAAUAGUUCGGAUGAGAGCUUCAUUCAUGACGAUAGUAGCUCGGAAGAUGAAAAACCAUGGGUGAAGGAAGUAAAAAAACAAUAUCGAUUGAUAAAGAAAAAUGAAAGACAAAAUGAGGAAGAGGAUGAAAACGAGAAAGAUAACGAUCAAAGAUUAGGAAAUAAUUCUCGACUUUAUGAAAUCAAGGAGCACGUGGAAUUCAGAGAUGCAAAACCGAUAGCAAGGAAGCAAAAUAAGGCUAGCUUGGAAGACAGGCUAAAAAAUCAAGCUCAUGGUAUUAAAAUUUCUGGUUUCCGUGGUAACAGAGAAAUGACUUUUGUUGUUGGAAAGAAGAAACAAACUGGACGCGCAAAAUUCCAAGUAAAGAGGCACGGAAAAGAAUAUAAACAUCUUUUGAGACCAGCACGAAACCUGUACAGGAAGAAACGUUAA
This is a messenger RNA of Colletes gigas, 2145 nucleotides long. It is a transcript of the gene l(2)34Fd, whose product is annotated as nucleolar protein 10. The record is from RefSeq and is a predicted model, not a curated record. Gene Ontology annotation, cellular component: 90S preribosome; nucleus; nucleolus. Gene Ontology annotation, biological process: maturation of SSU-rRNA from tricistronic rRNA transcript (SSU-rRNA, 5.8S rRNA, LSU-rRNA). The transcript has 11 exons. Bases 94 to 2145 code for a protein of 683 amino acids. NCBI's taxonomy places the organism in Eukaryota, Metazoa, Arthropoda, Insecta, Hymenoptera, Colletidae. Gene Ontology annotation, molecular function: protein binding.